Phyllotreta striolata is the source of this 1915-nucleotide messenger RNA. Lineage: Eukaryota; Metazoa; Arthropoda; Insecta; Coleoptera; Chrysomelidae. The record is from the annotation of a GenBank genome assembly.
AGGUACAAGAGAGGAGAGGCCGUUCCGUUUCUCCUUCUCCUUUCUACUUAACGCACAAUUAAAUCCGUUUUACGAAUGUACGUUACGUUUUAACAGUUACCGGCCAGCGUUUAAUAUCGAAAGGACUGGUUAGUUAAACGCUAUUUAUUAUUUACAAAUUUGCAUAAAAUAAAACGGAAGUUUUGUUUGUUAAAUUCGCGCAAAGUGCAUCGAUUUCAGUGCAUCUUCGCUUGCGAAAUUUCGUUUUAAAAAGAUUAAAAUAAAGAAUAAUGGAAAAGGUGACGUUGUUGCUGGUGGUUUUCGCCGCUUCUUCGGUCUUCGCCCAGCACCAGCACCACGACCAAGAGCACGAUCACUCCGUGCACAGGGUAAACGUCUCAGUGUACUACGAGUCGCUCUGUCCGGAUUCGAAGAAGUUCUUUACGCAGCAAUUGUAUCCGUCGUUGCAGGGGAACCUGUCCGAAUUCGUCAAUUUGACGCUGGUGCCUUACGGAAAAUCGAAGGCAACUUUCGAAGUGACCGACUGGAAGUUCGAGUGCCACCACGGCGAGGCCGAGUGUUACGGCAAUCGGAUCCAAGCGUGCGCGUUGAAACGCAUCGACAAAGGGCAGGACUCGCCCGGUUUGGGCUACAACAAAGUGGCGGUUGGCUUCAUCAAUUGCCUGAUGGACAAAGCGGACAAGACCGCCGAGGCGGUGUUUCCUACGAGGGACUGCGCCCUGGUCAAUCCCGUCUCGAAUCUGUUGGAUAUCGAGAACUGCUCGAAUCACACUGAUGCUUUCAAUUACAUGGCGGUGUUCGGCCGUUUGACGGACCAGAUCCAGAAGCCCUUGAAAUCGGUGCCUACUAUCGUUUUCAACGAUCAGUACAAGCAGGAGGACAAUGACUUGGCUCAAACCAAUUUCGCCAAGGCGCUUUGCCAAUACAUUGAGAGCGACAAGCCGGCGGAAUGUUCGGGCGUCUCCGUUACCGUCACUUCGGGCCUCUUCGCCCUACUUUUAGCACUCAAGAUGUUUUAAACCGAUUUUAAAUCGAUUUUUAUUUUUUGAAAUAUUUAUUUUUUUCGAGACGAACGGGGUAGAAACGGAUCAAAAGUAAUUUUGUAGGUUAAAUUUAGAUAUAUUUGUCGACUUAAAUGUGACCUUGCAUCCUGCCUUAAGUAUUUUGAACUUAAUGAAGUACUUUAAAACAAAAUUGAAUAACUAGAAUUUUAAAUUUAUUAUUGUAAUACUCUUUUUUUUUGUAUAUCGCGUUCCCGAACGUAGAUUUUUUUCUGUGGGAAUGCGAAUGUAUCACACGUGUAAUUAUAUUUUUUAAUAAAAUAUCCUAGAGAACUUCGUUUCAUGUUAUUUCUCUAUACUUUUAAACGAAUGGAGAUUAUGUUUGAUGCGAAUGAACGAUUGAAAUGUUUAGAUGAAUUGCUUUGUUAUUACCUUAUAUAACGUAUUAUCGGAUCAAUUGAAUUGAAUUGGAUUCAAAUCAAUUUAAUUUAUUCCGAACGCUAUUGUGUAAGCUACGUAAUGGGUAAGUGAAAAUUGUAAAAAUGGCUUUGAACGGUUCUAAAUGAUUUUGGACAGUUCUAAAUGCUACUGUUCUGUUCUAAAAUGGUUCUAAAUGUUUCUGGGCUAAUGUAAAAAUGGCUUUGAACAGUUCUAAAUUAUUCUGGACAGUUCCAAAUGGUCCUAAGAUCGCCCGGAACUGUUUCGAAUAUUCGAAUCGAAAAACUCCAAGUAUACAGCAACGGCAGAUUUUAUCAAAAUAAAAUAUAUUAAAAUAAAUACAAAUUGUCAAAUUUAAAGAAACUCUGCAUAUGAGAAACAUAUGAGGAAAAGGAAAAAACAUCCUGGAAAAUCUGGAAACUCAACAAAUGUUAGGAAUAAUUCGAGAGAAGCUCGAAAAAAAAACAUUGGAAACU